CAAAUCUGCCAAAAACUACCAGUGCCGUAUUGUUACUUGGGACGCCAGAGCAGCAAAACGCUAGCAAAAUUUACGUAGAGAGUGAAAAGGAUUAAAAGUUGCUGAAUUUAGCUAAUAAACUGACCCAAUAGUUAAGGUUCCACCUGUGCGCGGAGUUUAGUGAGUCCGUGCUGAGUAACUACCCCUUACUAUCAUCUAGCAAAUCUUUAUACUUUCCCUUAAGUACGGGAGCAAAAUCAGCAGCAACCACAAGAAAGCAAUAGCAAAAUGUCGUUCGCGGAAAGAUUAACCACCCUAAUGGCCCGUCCCGGCCAGGACAAUGUACCGCGGGAUGAUGUACCGUGGCAUCUGAAGUACGGUGGACGAGCGGCGGGAAUCGUCGGUGGAUUCUUUGCCGUUCUGUUUGGGCUGUACAACUGCAUCGGAAUACUGCUCGGUGACGUUGGAUGCCUGAUCGGUGGCAUCCUGCAGAUAGUGGCCGGAUUUGUGGUGCUAGCAAUAGAAGCACCAUGUUGCUUCAUAUUUAUAGACUAUGUGCAACAGGCGGCGGAGAAGGCUGACCAGCGACCGUACUGGAACCGGGCGGCCCUGUACUGCAUAAUUGCUAUCCCUCCGGUGGUCCUGUGUCUGGGACUGGGAAGCCUCUUUGGCUGUGGGCUUAUAUUCGUUACCGGCAUGCUGUACGGUAUGAUGGCGCUUGGCAAAAAAGGAUCUCGUGAGGAUAUGGCAGCAAUGGCUUCCCCGAACGCGAUGUCGCCGGUGCAGGGCGUACCGUCAACGGACCAACACUCCACCCUGAUGGAGGAUCCCGAUAGCGUCGUUAGAGGACAUGCGAGCAGCGGCAACAACGUCGCCGGGAGCCAGCUCGUCCGCUGAGCAAACCAACGGUAUGUCGUCGGUUGAUGUCGUUGGUGGCGGUGGCAGUAAUAUGACGAGCAAGCAGAACUCCACGCUAGUAUAUAAUGUGCAACCGAUCUCUUACAGCGCACCGCCCCCGUACGAUAGUGUAGCUUAGUGAAGAUACCAAGCGAAACGAGCAGAUAGAAAGGCCCGCCUUAUAUCAGGACGCGAGACUGAGUGAAGAUCGACAAAUAGAUGAGCGCAAUAGGAUCCCUACAAAGGCUCGAUAUUUGUUCAGCGAAAGUAUAGUGAAUUAUGUUGAAAUUGAAGCGUUAUUUGUUGCCCUUAGCUUAAGACGCGCGCUUUUCUCUUUCUGUAUGAACCAUUAUGAGUUUUUGAUCUGAGAUUUUGUGGGGGAAAAAGAUAUGUACAAUUUGUGAAUUGUAUAGAGCGAGAGAGAGACAGAUAAAGAAGAACAAAAAUGCAUAAGUGUCAAUCGUGGCAACAAAUUAUAAGAAUAUUAUUCGAAAUGCUUACUUUAAAAACAAUUUUAAUCCUUGAUUAAUGUGAAACGAAUACAUGCAUCCAGAGCAAUGGCAGUAUCGUUUGGCUUUGCUUUUCAAACAAAUACGUUAGGCCAGUGAACAUUUCUCCUAUUAUUGCUUUCUGUUUUGAUUUAUACAAAAAUAUAAAAAAAAUCAGCGAAAGUGCUGGUCCUGCUUAAUCUUUAUGUCAUCAUAUUGCACGUCCAAAGCAAUCGUUUGUUUUUCUCUUAAAAAACACUCUCGUCCGUAUGCUUGCAUAGUAUUCACCAAAGGGCCAGAAGUAUAAUAUGUAUGAGAUCUAACUUAUCAAAAUGCUCUUUCAUAUGUUUAAAAAUGUGAUAAUUUUAGUCCCUACAUUUCAAUGCAAGCAAUGAAACAAUCAACAAAUACGAGUCGUUCGAGAUCAGGCAGACAAAAGGUACACAUUCCAACUACGUUCUAAUUUGGCUUUGUGCAGUGGGUUAAGAAAUAUUGCUAUAUUCAUGUUGUAUCGCUUAGCUUUUCGAGCGUAUCCUUGCGGCGCGACCCUUUGCUCGCACAGGAGAUUGAGCUGUUCGAUGUGUUUUGGGAUUGGAUCGGCUUUGGCGGCCUAAGAGUAUCAAGAGUCAAACGACUAGAGCAGCAAAGCAAAAAAGUUUAUGAUAAAAAAAUCCCUCUGUUCCCGGUUCCAGAAAAAAACGUAAAAUAAAUGUUGCAUCCCACUCCCAAAACUAGAGUGUAAGUUACAUAUCCAGCAAACAAACUCGGAUUCGAAUGUAUUCAUCCUUGGGAAGCUGUGUGGCUCUACACUGGCGAUACAUUUCUGAGUGUACUUGGGACAAGGCACGGCAUGGAAGUGAUUCGUAAGGAGACACAUUCAAGCAAAAGCAACAGCUCAACCGAUGGACUUAAUUGGAAUUUUGCUCGAUCUCCGAGGGGAGAGAAGAAGGGAAGAGAAAGUUAAAUAGUUAAAUAAUGAAACUGACCAUUAGAUGAUGUGCGGUAACGAUAUAACGAGGAACGAUACCGAUCAUGCUUCUAUCAUUCGUUAAGCAAAGGGGCAAAUAUAAAAACACGACACUGCGAACCUACGCCGACCUAUGGUUGGGGAGAAGUUAAAAUAAAGUCCUCCAUUUCGCAUGUAGAUAAGCAUGCAUUAUGUAAAGAAUACCAUAUUUACAUAAAAUAUAUAUAUAUAUACAUAUAUCGUGUACGAUACAAGAACGAUAGACGCGCAUAGAGAAAUAAAGUAAAAAGAAAUGCAAACAAACAAACAAACAAAAAACACACACGUUGAAGAAGUAAGAAUAGACAACUAGACAAAAUAAAACCAUUAAAAUCAAGAAAUAAAAGUGGUAGCAAAACAAGAAAUAUCGACAUAAACGAGUGCAGAAAAUAAAGGAAUAAGAAUAUUACCGUUACCUA
This is a messenger RNA of Anopheles funestus (African malaria mosquito), 2789 nucleotides long. RefSeq names its product calcium channel flower (gene fwe). Gene Ontology annotation, cellular component: membrane. The record is from RefSeq and is a predicted model, not a curated record. Bases 268 to 876 code for a protein of 202 amino acids. Lineage: Eukaryota; Metazoa; Arthropoda; Insecta; Diptera; Culicidae. The transcript has 6 exons. Gene Ontology annotation, biological process: vesicle-mediated transport.